UGCCCGUUAGGGCAUGCUCGGGUUCCUCUCUACCGUCUCUCCUCCGCUGGAUAUUCCCUUUCUUCUGCGUCUUCCUAAUCGCUCGUCAAAGAAAUCCCAAGCAGUUGUGGUGAAUGGGUUCCCGUCCACCGUCCUCUGCCAGGAGAUGGCGUGGUCUCUUCAAUGGGAACGUUUAUCAUCGGCGUCGUGGAACUGCCAGAGUGGGACGGAGCUUGACGACCCCCUUCGGUUUAAAACUCGACGGGAUGAGAUUGAUGAGAGGGAAGAACGAGAGGGGGGAAGAACGAAAACACAAGAGGGAAUAGAAGAAGAAGAUCAUUUCAGGAAGUAGUAGCAGCUGCCAUUUUUCUCACUCACUCUUAUAAAGGUUUUAACCACGCGAUACCGUCUUUUGCAGCGAGUUCAGAAGUUCUGGAAGUUCGAAGAACUACCUGCGGCUGCGCAAAACCGUGUUUGGUAUUUGCGAAAGUUCCGUUCCUUUGCAUUUCUGCCGUUAAAAAAACAUGAUUUUUCUGAAACCUUAACUACUUCCCUGUUUGUGCUGCCUCUUCAAGAAGAAGCCGAAGUCGAAGAUGGUCUUCUUCCGUAGUCUCCUGCCCCGUCUCCAAACACUGAGACAUCCGCCGUUUCGUGCUUCUCUGCACUAUUCAGUUUUCGCCAGGAUGAAAGGGAAGGUCGCUCCCUUCCAGGACAAAGGCAAAAAGGUGGCGGCUUCGCAAGGCAACGAGUUGGUGGUAUGGAAGGGCGCAACUGAACAUGGGGAAUCAUCACCAAGGGAGCAACAUGGUUCCAGUACACAAACAUAUCUACCAUUGGGUAUAAUGUUGCCUCAUACAAUUUCCUUCCAAAUAGGAAAUAAAUUGAAAGAAAAGAGACUACGACUACGCUCCACGACUACAACCAUGUGCAUGCGCAGCUGGUGACAAAAGAAAAAGUUGUGAUGAUUCGGAAGGUGAUGACCAUUCUGGCGGAAGUGUGCAUCAGGAAAGAAAAGGUUGUGGUGGAUGGCUGAGUGAUGAAGAUUGAUGGAAAUGUGCUUACCUUACAUUUUAAUCCUAAUAGCUAAACUACUGGAGCGAGUUCCUUCCAUCAGGUGCAAUUGCUGGACUUCAAAAGAGUGGAGAUGAGCACAAAGAAUCUGGAUUAAAUAAAAGGAGCGUGUUAGUAUUACAUGUGAAGUUGGGCCAAGAGCGAAGCAUCAAGAUCUGCCCCUUGUAUUUUUAGAUUUUAUUUAUUGUUCUCUUUUGUUUGGAUCGCGAUAUAAAGGUGUUGAGAUUCAGUUGUAAUCGAGAUUAGUUCCAAUAAUGGAUUGCUGGGAGGUAGGUUCCCCA
Nymphaea colorata (pocket water lily) is the source of this 1331-nucleotide messenger RNA. RefSeq lists its product as uncharacterized. The record is from RefSeq and is a predicted model, not a curated record. Lineage: Eukaryota; Viridiplantae; Streptophyta; Magnoliopsida; Nymphaeales; Nymphaeaceae. The transcript is spliced from 3 exons. Bases 573 to 923 code for a protein of 116 amino acids.